AUGUUGUCGACCUCAUCGCCGGCAACAACAAUUCCGUCGUCGUUAAAAUACUUACCUCUCAGAAGCUUUGCAAAUCACAACACCGGUGCCUCAGUUGACCUUUUCCGGCCUGCAUCAUCAAUUGGAAGAAUCAAGUCGGAAACCUUCUUUAAAUGCGGUGGUUUUGCUAUUGGUAUGACAGUAAAUCAUGUUACUCUUGACGCAAUAAGCUUGAAAACCUUCCUAGAAAACCUAGCUUCUUUGGCUGCUGAUAAACCCCUCGCCACCACACCUUUUAAUGAUCGCCACCUCCUGGCAGCAAGAUCGCCACCGCAGAUCAAAUUCGACCAUCCUGAACUUCUCAAGAUCCCAACCGAAAUGGACCUCCCAAGCGCUACAAUUUUCGAUUACGCAAAAGAUCAACUAGACUGCAAGAUCUUCAAUCUGACCUCAAAUGACAUAGCCCACCUCAAACAGAAGGCCAAAGACGGACAUGUUUCGGCCAAUGUGAAAUUCAGCAAGUUCAAUUUGGUUGCAGCGCAUGUGUGGCGGUGUAAAGCAUUGUCAUACGGCACAAAUUAUGACCCACAGAGGGUUUCCACGGUCCUAUAUGCUGUAGAUGUUCGGUUCAGGUUGAACUUGCCUCAAUCCUAUACAGGCAACGCAAUUCUGAGUGCCUAUGCAUCUGCGCGAUGCAAAGAUAUUGAAGAAGGGCCGUUGUCGAAGUUGGUGGAGAUGAUGGUGGAAGGUAAUAAUAGGAUGACAGGGGAGUAUGCAAGGUCUGUAAUUGAUUGGGGAGAAGUGAACAAAGGGUUUCCAAAUGGUGAUUGUUUGAUUUCAUCUGCAUGGCGAUUAGGAUCUACAGACUUGGAGGAGUAUUCAUUAUGGAAACCACAGUAG
Molecule: messenger RNA, 879 nt
Organism: Lactuca virosa
Lineage: Eukaryota; Viridiplantae; Streptophyta; Magnoliopsida; Asterales; Asteraceae
Source: the annotation of a GenBank genome assembly